AUGGUUCACCAGGCUGCCAUUGCGAUCGAGCAGAUCCUUUCGCUGUGCUGCCAGCAGGGUGAAGCUUGGGGUUCGCAGAGCCGCACCUGUUCGAGCUACAACGAAUCCCUGGAGCUGGUGCCAGCCGGGCUGCACGGAUUGUGCCUUUCGACCAUCGAAAUAUGCUGCUCGAAGCAGCACAAAUUUUACCAAUGUACUGCCGGUCACAUAGCCGCCCGGCAGGGUCGCAGCUGUUCCCCGAAGGGUGACCAGUCCGGGUCGGAAUUUUACACGGAUUGCUGCGAGGCGUGCAAAAUAGGGCUGGUGGUUGGCUCUAGUGCCAACAAGUGCUCGGUGGAACCGUUCGCCUUCGGCAGUCCCUGGGACGAAAUCUAUGACGAUUGCUGCGAAAACGAAAUCAAGAAAAAAGUUGGACACGAUGAGCUGGGCUUGUGUGAGCAGUUCCCGUCAAUCUGCUCGCAGGUGUGCGAGAACGUGGAGGAUGGUGCGUAUGUAUGCAAGUGUCAUCCCGGAUUCGAGCUGAUGGACGACAACAAAACCUGCGCCCCGGUAACGGACGAGGAUAAUGAAGCAGUCGAGCGAAAGGGUACUAUCAACUGUGGCCCAGGAUUCAAGUACAACAAGCGCACGGACGAGUGUGAAGACGUGAACGAGUGCGAAACGGGUGAGGCCACAUGUAACACGGUGAGCCAAGUUUGUCGCAAUACGCGCGGAAGCUUCGUAUGCGUUGAUAUCGUCGUACCGGACAUUGCCUGUGAUGCAGGGUACGAACCGAAGAAUGGCAAAUGCGAAGACAUCAACGAAUGCGAAGAGGAUGGUGCCUGUGACGAAGGAUACCGUUGCGACAACAUCGAAGGCUCGUACGAGUGUAUUGCUGUGGUGAAGAUUUAUCCAACCCAAACGCGGAAGAAGGUGGAAACGUGUACACCCGGUUUCCGGCGACAUAAUGAUCAGUGCGUGGAUAUUGAUGAGUGUGCCGCCGAUAAGAAUGCCUGCGACAGUAAUCAGGUGUGCGUGAACCUGAUCGGAGGAUUCAGGUGUGAUUGCAAAAUUGGAUUCAAUCUGGAUUCGAUUACGAACGCGUGCGUCGACAUCAACGAGUGUCAGGUGAACGCCCACGAGUGUCUGGAGACGCAGCGCUGUGACAAUACGAUCGGUUCCUACACGUGCAUACGCCUCCAAAGCUGUGGCACCGGAUACACUCUCAACGCUGAAACGGGCAACUGUGAUGACGAUGACGAGUGUGCUCUGGGACGUCACAAUUGUCUGCCACCGAACGAAUGCUUCAACACCAAGGGUUCGUUCCGGUGUCGUAUUCCGCACAGACAUUACUUGCAGUCCAGCACGUCCACAUCCACGACCACUACCACGAGUACCACCGUCCGGCCAUCACGAUACAAUGCCGGGUACGGUAACUAUCCAACGUCACGCUACUCAUCAUACCAGCCGUAUCUGCCACCGUGCGGAAUUGGAUUCGAGCGGAACAGUUUGGGCGCGUGUGUCGAUAUUGAUGAGUGUGCACGAGGUGCUAGUUGUCAUCGGCAUCAGCAGUGCAUUAACACGAAUGGAUCCUAUCGCUGCCGUGAUCUGCUGUCCUGCCCCGCAGGAUACCGUGUUAAUGAUGACAUUACGGAGUGUUUAGAUAUCGACGAGUGUGCUACCGGUGAGGCGGUCUGUGGUCCGGAGCAAACCUGCAAGAACAAAAAGGGAGGUUAUGUGUGCGUUUGUCCACCGGGGCAUAUGAUCGGUCGGAACAAGCGCUGCGAGGACAUUGACGAGUGUGCAAUUCAUGGUUCGAAGGUUUGUCAGCAAAACUCCAACUGCGUCAAUACGAUCGGAUCGUACCGGUGUGACUGUAAGGAAGGGUUCAAAAAUGGACCGAAUGAGAUGAUCUGUACGGAUGUGGACGAAUGUAAGGAAAUUCCCGGGCUCUGCCAUCAAAGGUGUUUGAACUACUGGGGCUCGUAUCGGUGCGGAUGCCAUCCGGGCUAUCGGCUAGGCUACAAUAAUCGGACCUGUGACGAUGUGGAUGAGUGUGAGGAGUACAAGUCGGCUAAUUUGUGUGUGGGCAUCUGCGAGAAUACACCUGGAUCGUAUGCAUGCCGUUGCCCGCAUGGCUACAAGUUGGGAGCGGAUGGACGAAGUUGCAUAGAUAUUGAUGAAUGCCAAGCUGGAGAUGUAUGCAACAGACGCCAUGAUAUUUGCACUAACAUCGGCGGAAGCUACCGGUGUACGGCCAUCGAAUGUCCCUUCGGCUAUCGACACGAUGCGGACCGUCGAAACCGUUGCGAACGAACGAACCGUUACUGUAACAUUGGUGACAUGGAAUGCAUACGAAGACCUCACUCGUAUUCCUACAAUUUCUUAACGAUCGUGUCCAACAUUCUGCUGCCACCGGAGGGCCGUGGGCUGUUUACGUUGGCCGGUCCGUCCCAUUUCCAAAUGAUCGAUUUCGAUCUGAAGCUAGUUUCGGUCGAUGCGGCUCCACAUGUGAAACCAGUAGAUAUUCAUUAUUUCGGGUUGGAAAAACGAACGAACGAAGCACAACUUAAUUUGAGAAAGAGCAUUGAAGGGCCACAAGACAUUGAGCUCGAGUUGAGCAUGAGCAUAUUCCAGAAUGGGGAACUGUACGGCACUAAUGUGGCCAAGCUGUUCCUGAUGAUAUCGGCGUAUGAAUAUUAA
Molecule: messenger RNA, 2682 nt
Organism: Anopheles maculipalpis
Lineage: Eukaryota; Metazoa; Arthropoda; Insecta; Diptera; Culicidae
Product: fibulin-1
Exons: 15
Coding region: 1-2682 (893 amino acids)
Molecular function (GO): calcium ion binding
Source: RefSeq, a predicted model, not a curated record